Molecule: messenger RNA, 1379 nt
Organism: Ochotona princeps (American pika)
Lineage: Eukaryota; Metazoa; Chordata; Mammalia; Lagomorpha; Ochotonidae
Gene: PRR22
Product: proline rich 22
Exons: 3
Coding region: 86-1360 (424 amino acids)
Source: RefSeq, a predicted model, not a curated record
CAACCAGGCAAACAGAAGCCAGAGGGGAGCAGGCCUUCUCCCCAGGAAGGCCACCUCUGUGUUUUCUGGGCUGUUCUGCCUCCCCAUGCAGCACCCCAAAUCCUUUUACACCCCUGCCGCCGCCACGCAGGACAGCUUCAGUCCCCGAGGCCUGGAGGCCGGCGAGGGGCCAGCCGGUCAGCCCCCUGGCCCCUGCAGUGAGCCGCUUGCAUCCAGGGGCUCCUCAAACCUGUACCAUGCCCCAAACCUGGAGAAAGAGGUGUUCCCGGCUCCCCCGGCAGGCUUCCAGAUGGCACCCUGUGGUUGCUUCUUCGACCCCCGCAUCUACCGCAUAGAGUGGGCUGCUACUGACUUUGGCCAGACCACCCUGUACAAGCUGGUGGCUGCGGCUCCCCCAGCAGCAGGGGGCAGCUUCCUCCUGGAACCCCAACACUACCUGAAGACCCCUGCCCCCCAGCCACCACCGCUGCCGUACCCCCAUUACCCGGCCGCACCUGGGGGACCGCAAUAUUUCCUCCCCUAUUACGCACCCCCAGAAGGGCCUGGCUCCGAAACCCUGGGCUUCGUGGGGGAUGCGGGGACCCCUGGCUUCCUGGAACUGCCUCCGCCCCUGCUCAAGGAAGGCCUGGCUGCCCCGCCGCCACCACCACCACCAUCAUCAUCGCCUCCAGACAGCAAGCUACCCCCCCUGGUCAUCACGCUGCCCACCGAGCCCUCGCUGCCCACCAGCGCCUAUGCCCACCUGCAGGGCCGCCUCAGCCAGUUCCAGGGCCCCGAGGUCACCGAGUGCACCGAGCCAGGUUUGCUCUAUGUGUCCAGCUCAGGUGAGCCAAAGACAGCUGAGGCUGCUGUCGCGGCCGGGUCGGGGGAGGCGCAGGCCCCAGAGGCGGCUCGGGCCGUUGUGCUGCCGGACAAGGUACUGCUGGAAGACGCCAUGAAGCUGUUCGACUGCCUGCCUGGCGGCCCUGAGCCUGAGGCGACCCCGUGCCAGGUGCCCGUGCCCAGGCUCGCAGCCCCACGGGAUGGAGACGGUGAUGGCGGCGACACGGGAGGCGACAUCUGCUCGCUGCACCUGCCGGCCGAGCUGCUCUCCUUCGACUACAGCGUGCCCGAGAUCCUGGAAACCGUGUCCAACGUGGACUGCCUGUUCAACUUCAAGGCCCUGGAUGAGGAGCCGCCGCCACCGUUGCCCGGCACGGGGUCCCUCACUGCAGACGCCGCCACCGCUCCCCCCAGCCUGCACCCCGAGCCCCCCAGCAGGAAGAAAGGUGGGGGAACCUCCGCCUCCAAGAAGGGCAAGUCGGGGAGCAGGAGCAAGGCGGCGGGGCCCAGAGUCGACCCUGGAAAUGCCCCCCAUUAAAGUCCAUUUGGCCUUUUCA